This is a messenger RNA of Pyrenophora tritici-repentis Pt-1C-BFP, 222 nucleotides long. RefSeq lists its product as uncharacterized. NCBI's taxonomy places the organism in Eukaryota, Fungi, Ascomycota, Dothideomycetes, Pleosporales, Pleosporaceae. The record is from RefSeq and is a predicted model, not a curated record.
AUGGGGGCAGCACUACUCAGGACACAGGGUCCUGGGACGCUGGGACGCUGGGGCGCGGAUGCAGGAUGGGUUGUGGAGCUCUCGCCUACCCUUGCACUUCUCUAUCAACAUUUGCCAACGUUGAGGCUCCGCAACAAGGGCUACCACGUGUCGUUUGAUGACGAAUACUGCCACGUCAACCUAGCUUAUCCCAUCGUCUACACGCGACAGACGCUGAGAUAG